AUGUGUCAAUGCCUUUCCCACAUCUUUUGCCGCGCCAUAGUUUGAAGAGAGUUUAGAUAAAGUCGAACCAGUGAGGGUCUAUACGCUGUUCCCAUAGCGACAUGUGCAUAGUUGUACGUGCGUUGAGCUACUUGAACCUUUCUUGCCGUUGUCAUGGCGUCAAGUAUGACUAGGUGCCUAUUUAAGAAGCAACUGUAAUCUCCGUUCUAUGAUUACCCUUAUUCUUCGUAGAUAUUUCUCUGCGGCCUAUCAACAGUUUUUGCUACUUACUUGGCUAUGAAUAAAGCCAACUCGUGAUUCGCUAUUGUGCCUCAUCCAUCAAACCUACACUGAGCCCGCGAAAGCCAGUCCCGUACGCAGCAUAGCUGACUCGAUUUUCAGAAUGGAGCGACCCGGGAUGGAACCAAAUACUUACAACUUGGACGACGUGCAUAUGGCCAGCACCGUCAUGGGACGUCCUAUUCUUGAAAUCGACCCUAGGGUAAAUUGUAGCUUUCGGGCUAUACCCCUACGCCACCUGGGGAUUAAAUUCCGCGAACUUUCCGAGUACGGCGUCGUCAUCCACGAGAGCCCCAUUAAGCUAGUGAUCAUGAUCUAUCAUCGGCGCCCGGAGCUGUUGCUCCCCGUUGUUAGACACGCAUGGGUGAGCAAGUACAUGGAGACGGGAGCCCCAUGCACCAUGCAUUUCGGCCCGUUGAUCCCGUGCGAAAGCGUCGUGGUGACCAUGGAGCGAGACAGAACGGGAAAUGGCAAUAAAAAGCAAGCGGGUUCGGAAACGAAGUCGCAAGAACCGCCGCAGCCCCAGCCACAGUCAUACACAUAUUCAAACUCGACAACUUCUUCAGAGGCUACCACGUCGCCAGUGAACAUAACCCCAACUCGACCGAACCUACCAUCGAUGUCGGAUGUGCACCGUAUGGCGGAUUUCGACUUCCUAGGCGAGUUGCAAGCCCAGUUCACGCAACAUGCGGCGCGAUUUCCCGAAGCCUAUAGACAAGCUGCUCAAACCUACUCGGGCCCCAGACCAUAUCAACCUCAGCCAGGCGCCCUACCAUUGGUCUAUCAAAGUCUGCCCAACGGCCAAAGUGUUCGAGCCCCUUUGCCGUACCGGAGAUCUCCAAGCCAUCCAGGCUACGGCGGAUGCCAAGGCAACCGACACAAUUAGAACCUUCCUCGAUAUCAAGGAUGCCGGGCUGGCCAAGAAACCGAAGUGGUCCGCACGAUACUAUUCUUAAAUUAUCAAGCAACAGUAG
Daldinia vernicosa is the source of this 1253-nucleotide messenger RNA. RefSeq lists its product as uncharacterized. Lineage: Eukaryota; Fungi; Ascomycota; Sordariomycetes; Xylariales; Hypoxylaceae. The transcript has a single exon. The record is from RefSeq and is a predicted model, not a curated record. The coding region runs from base 383 to 1165 and encodes 260 amino acids.